AAUAUUUUAAGUAUGGCUCUAAGCGGAGAUUUAUCAGACUCUUUAAAUAUAAGCUCUAUAAAUGAAGAUAUUGAGGAUAACCUCUUGGAUGAUAAUGACGAACUUGCUGAAAUCCAGAUCUUAUCUCAGAAACCUUGCUCUCCUGUAAGCAAAGAGUUGAGUAGGAAGAGACACUCUACCUAUAGCCAGCAGAGAGUUCCUUAUAAGGAAGCUCCAUCUGGAACUGGGAGGAAGCAAUUACUAACAAGUCUUAAUUCUUUGAGGGAACAGCAGAAAUUUUGUGGUCAGAGACCUCGUAAAGUUUCCUUAAAAAAUCCAUCUCAACAUAAUACGCCUCUUUAUAUGAGUAAUGAGCCAGCUGAACAUCUGACUAAGCGCUGUAAAAUCUCUCUUGAAAUCCCAGCUGAGAACUACAAGAUUCUGUUGGACAAGGUAGAUUACCUUGAGAGGGAGAAUAUUAGUCUACGAGAAUGAAUCAAGGAAAAAGAUAUGCUAAUAAAGAAGCAAUGUUUACUGAUUCAUGAAUUAACAGAGGAACUCCAAUUCAAAAAAAAUACUCUAAACAACAAUGAAGUCGUCAAUAAGUUCGAUCAUGAAUGUAGUGAGAUCAUGCCAUCUAUUGAUGAGAUCUUCCUUGAAGAAUCUAGUAUCAAGAGCCUCAAUUUUGAGGAGCUCGAUCAGGAAGUCAAGGAGGUUAAGAAAUCUUAUUAUACACACAACAAGGCUCAUAAGAAGAGAGAUUUAAAGAACACACAGAGUAAUGUACUUAUUCAGAAUUUUACUCGAACUAAACCUUACAAUGGUUCUGAAAGACAAAAGGUUACCCUGAACACAAGUGUUGGACUCAGCAUUGCUAAUUGUCUCAAUCAGCAAAAAUUAGUAAUGACUUACUCAAAGCCUCCUAAAAAGACAAAGAUUGUGAGUCUUAAUGGCCAAGCUUCUACAAAGCCCCCUGCAGUCCUGAAUAUUUCUGAUAAAAAUUCGUUAAGAUCUCCUCGAAUUCCGAAGAAAUUGUCUGAUUAUAAAUCAACAGCAGAAGGAUCGAAUCUCAAUGACUCUAGACCGAAAGGGGCUUCCAUUAUGGAAAAUUACCUGAAUCUAGAGUCAAAGAAGAAGGAUUCCUUCUUCAGUAGUUCCAAUGCUAGAUCAAUGGCUGAGGGGAAGAACUCCCAUCAGACACAGUCAAGCUUUGGGAAUACCACACUCAGAUUAAAUAAGAAGAUCAAUUCUGUACAGCAAAACUGGAGCGUAAAUGCCCUCAGUCUCUCCCUUAUUGGAGGACUUAUCAAAGAGCACCAAGGAAAGAUAUUACAUAAACACUAAAUUCUAAUCUAAAAGUUUCAAUUUA
Molecule: messenger RNA, 1348 nt
Organism: Moneuplotes crassus
Lineage: Eukaryota; Ciliophora; Spirotrichea; Euplotida; Euplotidae
Source: the annotation of a GenBank genome assembly